Messenger RNA from Drosophila erecta, 634 nucleotides. Its product is annotated as probable endochitinase. The record is from RefSeq and is a predicted model, not a curated record. The transcript has 2 exons. Lineage: Eukaryota; Metazoa; Arthropoda; Insecta; Diptera; Drosophilidae. The coding region runs from base 31 to 567 and encodes 178 amino acids. Gene Ontology annotation, cellular component: extracellular region. Gene Ontology annotation, molecular function: chitin binding.
UACUCUGUCGGAACGUGUAAUUUUAAAAACAUGAGAGGCUUUCAGAUUGUUGGAUUGCUUGGAUUGUUUGCACUUCUUGUAAGUGGAUCCACCUCGUCUGAAGAAGAUACCAUCAUUGAUCUAGCAACAGAUGCAUCUACCACUGAGGAGGAUACUACGGAGGUUCCAGCCACAACACUACCACCUCCAGUCCUGUGUGCUGAUGAAGAUCUGUUUCUCCCAGCACCCGACUGUAGAGAGUAUUAUCAAUGCCUGCACGGUGAGGGAAUUUUGAAAAUAUGUCCGGAAGGCCUCUAUUGGGACCGCGAGCUGAAUGUUUGCAACUGGGACUCUCUGCAUUGUGAUGAUGCCGAAGACGAGUCCACCAAUCCACCGACCUUGAAUUGCGCAUCCGGACUACCAUUUUUGCCCUAUCCACCGGACUGCAAUAAAUUUAUCCAGUGUGUCUACAACAUUGGCUUUAAACUGAGCUGCCCGGGUGGUUUGUACUGGAACCAACCUCUUCAAUCGUGUGACUAUACCUGCGAUAAUACGAUUGAGUUCUCGGGUGCUCACCAGGUGCAAUAACCGCAUAUUGACGAGGAAGUAUUUUGUAACACCCGAAAAUGUACAUUAAAUAAAAGAAAUAGCAGUA